AUGAGCUCCCAAUUUUGUCAAAAUUAUUCCACCGAGGUGGAAGCCGCCGUCAACUGCCUGGUCAACUUGCAUCUGUGGGCCUCCUACACCUACCUCUCUCUGGGAUUCUAUUUCGACUGCGACGAUGUGGCUCUAGAGGGCGUGAGCCACUUCUGGCACAACCCCUUUGAAAUCCAGGGCAUAGCAGGCUGUGAGCUGCAUUCUGAGGAGACCAUAGUAAGCUUUUUGAGGGGAGCUUUAGGAGGACUGGAUUUCCUGAGCCUCAAGAAUGAUUCAUGUAUGCCUGCCCCAGAGGGUGGCAGCAGGGCACAGCGGUUCUGCACACUCCUCACUCAGUACCAAGGUAUCGUAGAUACCGUAGAGAAGCUCCUUUUGAAAACCUGCCCUCGAUAUCUCCUUGGUGUCCUCGAUGCAGGGAAGACAGAACUGCAGAGGCAAGAUCCCUUUGAAAUUCAGUUAACAGGAGGCUGUGAGCUACUUUCUAGAGACACUGCAAAAGGUUUCGUCCAGGUAGCUUAUCAAGGAUCAGAUUUCCUGAGUUUCCAAAACAUGUCAUGGGUGCCAUCUCCAAAGGGUGAGAGUAGGGCUGAGAAUGCCUGCCAUCUACUCAAUCAGUAUGAAGGCAUCAAGGAAACAGUAUACAGGCUCAUCAGCAACACCUGCCCCCGAUUUCUGUUGGGUCUCCUCUAUGCAGGAAAGAUGGAUCUCCAGAGACAAGUGAGGCCAGAGGCCUGGCUGUCCAGUAGCCCCAUCCUUGAGUCUAGCCAGCUACUUCUGGUUUGUCAUGUCUCUGGCUUCUACCCAAAGCCUAUCUGGGUGAUGUGGAUGCGAGGUGACCAGGAACAGCCAGGCACUCAGCGAGGUGAAGUCUGGCCUAAUGUUGAUGGGACAUGGUAUCUUCGGGUGACUCUAAAUGUGGAGGCUAAGGAGGCAGCUGGCCUGUCUUGCCAGGUGAGGCACAGCAGUCUAGGGGACCAGGACAUCAUUCUCUACUGGGGACAUCACCUUUCAAUGACCUUGAUAGUGUUGGCAGUGAUAGUGCCCCUAGUGCUUUUGAUACUCCUUGCAUUAUGGUUUAAGAAGCGCUGCUCAUAUCAAGACAUCCCAUGAGAUUCCUCACCCUGCCUUUCUCAUUGUAAUGAGAACCCAAGAGCCAGGAGUCUAGAACAGCAGAAUGAUGUCGUGUUUUCUACUCUCCACUUAUUUUUGCCCCCUGUUUCUGCAUUAUAAUCAUUUGUUAAUGCAAGCUAAUUUAAUUUCUGUAACACUAUGUGGAGUACCUUUCUUGUAAUCUUCAUUUGUUCAGUAGUACUCAACCUUCAAGUCCAUUUCUGAUGUCACAUCCUCCAGAGGUUUUCCCUGAUCCCUAAGAGGUAAGCAGCCUCUCCCUUGAGUGAAUCCAGAUAACACUUCAACCAUAUUGUGCUACAUGUACACAUCACUUCUUACCCUGCAUUGUUACUUAGGUCUUUCUUCCCUGUACAAUUUUUAACUCCUUUGGGACAAUGAUCAUGGCAAAGGUGCCUUUCUGCAUCUAAUAUGGGCUUGGUGAAAAUCAAACUAAAACCAACAAAUAAAAAAAACAUAUCCAAGUUGCAUUAACUGUCAUGUUGAUAGCUGUUUCUCAUUAUAUUCAUUCCUUACAUCAUUGUAGUAUUUGAAACAUUGAUGUUUCCCUUCUUAAUUACUGGGUCAAGAAAUUCCCCCACUCUUUUUGCUCCAUCCUGUUCUUCCUAAAAUCUUAAAGGAAAAUGCAGCUUUGACCCUUGCCACAUUUAUUUAUUUAUUUUUUUAAGAUU
This is a messenger RNA of Hipposideros armiger (great roundleaf bat), 1799 nucleotides long. Its product is annotated as T-cell surface glycoprotein CD1c2-like. Gene Ontology annotation, cellular component: external side of plasma membrane. NCBI's taxonomy places the organism in Eukaryota, Metazoa, Chordata, Mammalia, Chiroptera, Hipposideridae. Gene Ontology annotation, molecular function: exogenous lipid antigen binding; lipopeptide binding; endogenous lipid antigen binding. Gene Ontology annotation, biological process: antigen processing and presentation, exogenous lipid antigen via MHC class Ib; positive regulation of T cell mediated cytotoxicity; antigen processing and presentation, endogenous lipid antigen via MHC class Ib. The transcript has 7 exons. Bases 1 to 1110 code for a protein of 369 amino acids. The record is from RefSeq and is a predicted model, not a curated record.